GUCUUCCGGCGGGGCGGGGCGGGGCGGGAGUCGGUCUUCGCGUGGCUCCGCUGUUCUGUGUCCCCCACGCCUCGCUCUGCCCUGUCCGGCUCCCCUCUUCUCCCCUCCCCUCCCCACCCCCGGAGGUCUCUCCGAGCGGCGCCGUUGGCGCUGUGUCACCUCCCGGGCUGCUGCUCCCGGCUCAUCCCGGCACAGCGCUCAGCCCUGUGGGCAGCUGUGGGCAGCGACGGAGCCGUCAGUGCCGCUUCCAGGAGAACGGCCGCCUCUUCCCAGCAGAGCAGAAGAUCUGUAUCAAGAAGGGCUCUCAACAUCAAGCUGUGACGGAUCUCUGUGCAGGUGUGACCUUGAGAGCCAUCCCUGCUCGAGGGCAGAUCCUGUCGUGCAGCGCGGUGCUGUGCAGGAGAGCUCGAGGGGUGCUUGGGCUGCUCCCUGUUUUGGGGUGAGAUGACCGACUCCUUGCCAUGCUUUGUUUUUAGGCACGCAGUCCGUGUGCCCUCAGCUGUUGAAGUGAGAGUCAGCUAUGAGUUCUCUCAGCCCCGCAGUUUGAGACAGUUUUGUGAUGGUUCAUCUCUUUGAGCCAGAGCGUUAGCAGUGCUGGUUGUCUUCCUGUGCCAGGCCUGGUGUGCCAUCCCGGAGGCAGUGCCCUGCAGAUGGUCUGGGGAGGGCUGGGCUGGGACAGGGACUGCUGCGUUGCCUGCCAGCUGCCCUGCCCUUUCUCUUGUCCCUGCAGGCUCCAGUUCAACUUGUGCCUUCCAGCCGUGAUUAUCCCAGGCUGCAGGAGAGCAGCAAAUGGCCACAGCACAUCCGUGUCAGGAGCCCGUGAGCUUUGCGGAGGUGGCCGUGUAUUUCAGCAGGGAGGAGUGGGCGCUGCUGGACCCUGCGCAGCGAGCGCUCUACCGGGAUGUGAUGCUGGAGACGUACCAGUGCGUGGCCUGGCUGGCUCCUCUUCCAGCCCCCAAACCCGGGCUGAUCUCCCUGCUUGAAGGAGGGGAAGACCCCUGGAUCCCAGAUGUGCGUAGCCCAGAGGCCGUGCCAGGAGACCUGAGGCCAGCAGGAACUGGGAUUACAGAUAUACUGGAGGAUGUGCAGGAAAGUGCUGUGUCUGAAAGGCGGUGGGGUAGUGCCUGUGUGGGAGAAAUCAGAAGGGAUGUCGCAGGAGGCCUGGAGCAAGGUCAGGGUGAGCACAUCAAGAAGGCACUGGGAGAGCGUCUGGAAGAGAAAGGAAGGAUCUCACUGGACUUCAACAUAGCUGAAAAGCAGCCUGAAGAACCCAGGAGCAAGGAUUUGUGUCUGAUGAAAAAGCAGAAUCCAUGCACUGAGUGUGAGAAAAGCUUGGAAAUAGAUUCCAGUGUCAUUAACAACAAGUGCAUGCACGCAACGCAGAGCCUGUACAAGUGCUCUGAGUGUGGGAAGAGCGUCAAACGGAGAGCCAAACUAACACGCCUCCAACGCAUUAACGCAGGCUGGAGACCCUACAAAUGCUGUGAGUGUGGGAAGAGCUUCAAAAGCAGUUCCCACCUCACCUGCCACCAACGCAUCCACACAGGAGAGAGACCCUUUCGGUGUCCUGAGUGUGGGAAAAGCUUCAACAGCAGUUCCCACCUCACCUGCCACCAACGCAUCCACACAGGAGAGAGACCCUUUAAGUGCUCUGAGUGUGGGAAGAGCUUCAAAAGCAGUUACAACCUUACCUGCCACCAACGCAUCCACACAGGAGAGAGACCCUUUAAGUGCUCUGAGUGUGGGAAGAGCUUCAAAAGCAGUUAUGAAUUGAAGCUGCACCAGCGCAUCCACACAGGGGAGAGACCCUACAAGUGCUCUGCUUGUGAGAAGAGCUUCAAAAGCAAUUCUGAAUUGAAGCAGCACCAGCGCACCCACACAGAGGAGAGGCCCUACAAGUGUCCUGCGUGUGGGAAGUGCUUCAGAAGCGGUUCUGAAUUGAAGCAGCACCAGCGCAUCCACAGACAGGAGCGACCCUUUCAGUGUCCUGUGUGUGGGAAGAGCUUCAAAAGAAGGCCUGAUUUGAAGCAGCACCAGCUCAUCCACACAGGAGGGAGGCCCUUUCAGUGUUCUUCGUGUGGAAAGACCUUCAAAAUCUGUUCUGAACUGAACCUGCACCAGCGCAUCCAUACGGAGGAGAGACCCUUUCAGUGUCCCGAGUGUGGGAAGUGCUUCAAAAGAAGAUCUGUGUUAAAGCUGCACCAGCGCAUCCACACAGGGGAGAGGCCCUACAAGUGCUCUGACUGUGGAAAGAGCUUCAAAAGCAAUUCUGAAUUGAAGCUGCACCAGCGUACCCACACAGAGGAGAGACCCUACAAGUGCUCUGAGUGUGGGAAGUGCUUCAGCAGAAGUUCCCACCUCAACUUCCACCGGCACGUCCACACAAGAGAGAGACCCUUUCAGUGUCCUGCGUGUGAGAAGAGCUUCAAAAGCAGUUCUGAAUUGAAGAAGCACCAGCGCAUCCACAGAGGAGAGAGACCCUUUCAGUGCUCUGAGUGUGGGAAGAGCUUCAAAAGGAGUUCCCACCUCACCUGCCAUCAGCACAUCCACACAGGAGAGAGACCCUUUCUGUGUCCUGAGUGUGGGAAGACCUUCAGAAUCUCUUCUGAAUUGAAGUUGCACCAGCGUAUCCACACAGAGGAUAGACCCUACAAGUGCUCUGAGUGUGGGAAGAGCUUCAAAAGCAGUUCUGACUUGAAGCAGCACCAGAGAACCCACACAGAGGAGAGACCCUACAAGUGCUCUGAGUGUGGGAAGUGCUACAAAAGGGGUUCCCACCUCUCCUGCCACCAGCACAUUCACACAGGAGAGAGACCCUUUCAGUGUGCUGAGUGUGGGAAGAGCUUCAGAAUUUGUUCUGAAUUGAAGCAGCACCAGCGCAUCCACACAGGGGAGAGACCCUUUCAGUGUCCUGAGUGUGGGAAGUGCUACAAAAGGGGUUCCCACCUCUCCUGCCAUCUGCACAUCCACACAGGAGAGAGAGGAUUUCAGUGUCCUGAGUGUGGGAAGAGCUUCAAACGCAGUUCUGAAUUGAAGCGCCACCAUCGCAUCCACACAGGGGAGAGACCCUUUCAGUGUCCGGAGUGUGCAAAGAGCUUUAAACACAGAUCUCAUCUCAACUCUCACAAGCGCAUCCACAGAGCGCAACGGCUGUAGAAGCACCCCAAGACUUUGGGAACCUUCAAAAGCAGUUCCAGCCUUGUUACCUUCUGGCACUGCCACAGAAGGUACAGAUCCUGCAGAGCCUCAAACUUGUGAAGAGCUUCAGCCUAAGCCCUAGCCCGGUUACGACCUGUGGUUUUGUGCUUUGAACCUUACAAAUCGCUUGAGUAGAGGAAGAGCUCGGCAGCCAAAAUCCUUCUUUUUCUCAGCUGCUCUUCUUUCUCCUCUUUGGAUGCGAAUUCUGCAUGUUGCUCUCUGUCAGCUGCAGUCAAGGUGUUGAGCGGACAGUCAAAGGAGAGUCCAGAGUGGGAUGUGUCACAGUCACUGGAAACCCUCUGCCAGGUGGCACGUUUCUGCCAGGGCAGUGUGCAAGGACAGUCACCUCUUACCUCCCCUGUAGACCCUCAGUAGACCCCAGAGAAGCAACGCCGGGGAGAGUCCCUGUGAGUGCCUUGACUGCAGGAAGAGGUCUGUCCAGAGCUGGGAGCUCAUCACACACCACUGGAUCCACGUGAGGAACCCUACAGAUGUGCAGCCUGCAAGUAGAGUUUUGGCCACAGCUCGAACUUGCUGAGGUAGCAGAGUGUCUGCAGUUGGGUGAAUUCCAGGACAUGCCUGCACCAGUGAGUUCACGUGGCAGGGAGCCUUAGAAAUGCCUCGAGUGUGAGAAGGGCUUUGUGCAGAGCACGAAGCUCCUCCCAAACAGGAGAUGGCAGUCGUGGCAGAAGUGCUACAAACGUCCCAUGUGUGGGAAGAGCUUCAACCACAGCUCCCAGCUGAGCAAGCACCAGGGGAUCCACUCAGGGCAGAGACCAUAGAUGUGCCUGCACUGCAGGAAGAGCUUCAUCCAGAGCUCAGUCCUCAUUAAAGGAUAAGAAAAUUCUUGUUAGUCCACAUGAGAGCUCCCUUUUGAUCUUGAAGGUUUUUGCUUUGACCUUGGGACAUUGUGUCUGACACCUCCUGCAGCAGGGCCUUCACAUUUGCUGGGCUCAGCUAAAGCUGCUGUGCUUGGAAUGCAGUUUGCAGGAAGUGGAGGCUUGUUAUGGUGAGCUAGUGAAGGCAGCAGGAGCUUGCCCAUGUCCUCAGGUGAGGUUCUGUGAAUGCUCCCUGACGUCCCAGCAGACUGCAAGGAGAUGAUGAUUGCAGUACCGAGGAGCGCUGCUUCCUCCAUGCCAGGGAGCUGGGGCCUGGUCUGGUGCAGGAGAGGUACAGCAGGGCCCUGGGGGUUGGAGGAGCCCAAUGCGUAGGGAGGAAACUAGCAGCGGGGAGGCGUGGGGAUCCCCAGCAACAGCAGGCAGCAGCCCAGCCAGGAGCUGGGAUGAUUUACUUUAAAUCUGAAUCCACUAAUUCCAGUCACGUGUCUCCUCUUUCCUUUUAGGUUCCCCCAAAAGGCAUUCUCACUAUUCUGUGUUUUUUUUUUUUUUUUUUUUUUUUUUACAUCACCAUGUUCUCAGAAGCAAUGAGCAGGUUUUCUCUGAGAAGGAAAUAAAAAUGAAGAAGUUUUUCCACUUUUACUCCUUGAAAAGUCACUUUAACUGCUGAUUUCCCCCACUGUUUUGUCACACAUGGUGUUUAGUUGCACUAAGGGUUAGAAAACUUGUUUUUUUUCCUCUCCUCCUGAGCUUCCCUGCUUUCCCUCUGCUGUGGGGAAAGUCUUUCUGUUGCAGACAUGAUUCUCUGCAGAGUUGUGAGCACAGCGCCCCUUCUGUCCCAGGGGGACAUGGAGGGAGGGCUUUGUCCCGUCUGCUUCAAGCAACACUUGUAUCCAGCCAGCAGAAGGCUGUGCCCUCGGUGUCCCACGUGAGCUCUGCAUGGAGCUUACAGUUGGCUGUGAGGUGGUGGAGAGCCUCUGGGCACUGAUUAAGGGACAAGGAAGUAAAGUGGUUGCCUACUACAUGCCACCCAGCCAGGACGACGAUCCCAAUCAAUUCUUCUUUAAGGAAUUAAGGGAUACGUCUGGAACAGCAUCACUGUUGAUGAACAGCAUCACAGAACAUGAAUGACAAUGUCAAAUAGGACCAGGCCCAUUAUGAAGCCCUGCAGCACACCUGCAGCUACUGGCCUCCUGCAAAACCUUGUGCCACUGACCACCACUCCAACUGGUCUGGCCAUUCGGCCAGUUUUUGAUGCUGCUCACUGUCUACCUAUGCAGCCCAUACAUCAGUAGCUGUCUCAAGUCAGGACACAAAAACCCUCUGCUUCUCUUUCAUCUCCCAACUUACUGCAUUCCAAAUAGACCCCAGGAAAGGCUUCCUUUACAGGUUCUUGCCCCGUGACCUCUGGUGCUCAAGGGACAUUUGGAUAAAGCCCUGCAUGACGUGCUUUCACUUUUGGUUAGUCCUGAAGUGGUCAGGCAGUUGGACUAGAUGAUCUCUGAAGGUCACUUACAACGGAUUUUGUUUUUAAUGGUUUUAUAAAUCUACGUGGGGAUAAAAUGUAAGAGUCAUUAUCUUGCUGCUAUAUGUUUGUGGCUUAUGAAAAAUAAAUGACGAGGAUUUAUAGACAACCCUCAAAACUCUGAAAAGGA
This is a messenger RNA of Gallus gallus (chicken), 5689 nucleotides long. RefSeq names its product zinc finger protein 624 (gene ZNF624). The transcript is spliced from 5 exons. Gene Ontology annotation, biological process: regulation of DNA-templated transcription. NCBI's taxonomy places the organism in Eukaryota, Metazoa, Chordata, Aves, Galliformes, Phasianidae. Bases 790 to 3156 code for a protein of 788 amino acids. The record is from RefSeq and is a predicted model, not a curated record.